Molecule: messenger RNA, 3810 nt
Organism: Theileria orientalis strain Shintoku
Lineage: Eukaryota; Apicomplexa; Aconoidasida; Piroplasmida; Theileriidae
Exons: 1
Coding region: 1-3810 (1269 amino acids)
Source: RefSeq, a predicted model, not a curated record
AUGUUAGUGAAAGCACUUGUUCUUGGGUUUUUGGCUGGCUCCGGCGUGCUAGCUCAGCAAUACGUAGGAUUGGAGCUCAAUAUGCUCGACGAUCCAGCGGUUGUCAGCUCUGAAUUGGAUUUUGUAAAUUAUAGAGUUAUAACCCACGACGUAAACCCAGGGUUUUACGUCGAAAGGGUUACUCAGAGUGGACUCCAGGUAUGGAAGUCCACGAAGGCAGGCCACAGGGUCACGAACGCACUCAUGUUCGUUAAUGACCUCGGACCUAGGCUCAUAAACCUUACAUUGAGCGUGGGCGAGGGUCAAUCGCAACUUUUGAUGUUCCUAUAUACACUUCAGGGAUGGGUUAACUUCAAUGAGGUUAAUCCGUUUAACAUAAGGGUUGAAGAGCAUGAAGCAGAAGGAACGAGCGUAUCGCCAGUGAAUCUCGCAAACGGAGAGCAGUACUUUAGCAAGGACCCGCGCGAGAAGGAGGAAAAGUACGCAGACGAACCCGUGGUCCUGGAUUUAAGUGAAACAGUCAGUGACAAGUUCAACUACACGUUUAAGUACUCAGUAUCAAAAUAUACUUACGAUUAUAAGCCGAAAAAAGGCUUUUACGUAAUGGAAAUAAAGGAAGGAAACAAGAAGGUGUGGUCUAAAGAAAAGGACCAGCUAGCAACUGAAAUAGUUGCUGACAAGCAAUCGGAUGUAUAUGUAUCAGUGCGUGUAUAUUACUUGACCUCAGAGAAGCCAAAAUCGCUUCUAUAUGUAAACGAAAACGGAGAAUGGAAAUUGGCCGAAAAUUGCGCCGAGAACUCUGAAGAAAAAGUAGGAGAAAAGGGAGUUAAAAAGGAAGCUGUCGCACUUGGAGAGUACAUUAAGCCGAUUGCAAGGAGCACACAGUUAGAUUACGCGGAAUUACCGCAGCCACCGCUCUGCAGAGGUUGCACGUACGAAAUAGACGGCAUAACGCACAAUGUGCUCUACUUCAGCAAUGACUCGAAGUUCCACAAGUUCGUUGACGGAGGCAUUGCAGUCUUUGAUUUGCCCAACGACUGUGUGGCCACGAGCUCGUGUUUUUACACAAAGAACGACAGGACGCUCUUCGUAGACCUGGUCUUCAAGAAGGGAGAAGAAACAAAGACUAAAAUUUUCGAGAAGCGUGCGCAGAGCUACAGGGAGGUGACGCGGGAAGAGUUUGACGCAAGGCUGCUCAAGUUCAAGGAGACGCCAGUUGUGCUCGAUAUUUCGAAAACGAAGAAAGGGUACACAGUGGAGACGACGCUGAGGAACGAAAUAGAAUACAAGUUCUACGAGCCCUCGGAGGGGUACGUUGUGAGGACUGUAGUUGAUGGAGAAAUUAAGAUAUUAGAAGUGUCGGCUUACGUUUUGGAGGUGUACGUGACGAACCUAGGCGAAGACAAGAGGCUCAUGCUGAUAUUGUACCAGAACGGUUCAUUCUUUAAAUUUGAAUUCUACACUUUCUACCCUGAGCUUGGAAAGUGGACGCGAGUCUCGGAGUACUUUUACUAUAAGUUAAUAGAGGAAUACUCGCAGAAUAUGAAGAGAAGGCACCCUUCACUGGACAUAAGCAGUCUGACGACAGUGCCCAAGUUCAUGUACUUCUCCAAAAAUGAGGCUCUGAGUCACUAUUCAUUCCACCUGAGGUCCGGAGUGGUGCUCAGCUCAGUGCUGGACGCAGGAAGGAUGGUGUGGACGCCGAGGUACCCGAACGAGACCUGCGAGUUCGUAUGCUACAACUACAAGGCGAAGCUGCUGUACAUAGUCAGCAAGGCAGACUCGAAGGUGAGGCAGUACUCGUACGUGAAGACGGGCGACAAAUGGUCUUUCAUUACAGACGAAGAGUUCAAGAAAAGGUUCGCAUUCACGUACGCCACUAACCUGACGGCGGACAUCAGAAACAACUUUUCGACCAAGUUCACAGUGGUGGAGAAUGGAAACACGUUCCACAUCACUCCCAAGAGCGGGUACCUAGUGACGAGGCUGAGGUACAAGGACAGAACGAUAUGGGUGGGCUCAGAUGACCUGAAGUGCACGUCAUUCUUCCUCACGUACGGAAAGUACGAGACGUACCUGUUCCUGGACCUCCUGGACUCGAACAUGAACACGACCACGAAGUACUACAAGACGACGGAAGGAGACCUGCUGAAGUGGAGAGAGUGCGGCAAGUCGGAGUGCAGAGACGACGCGCGCAAGGGGCUCAUGAAACGCUCGCUAAGCUAUAAAUCGCAAUCGGAGACGUUGAAGAGUGAGUCGAAGAGCAAUGAAGAGCCUCCGGUGGUCAAACUGUCGCACCUCGAAAGUAAGUUGGCAAGUGAAGGAGCUAAGGCAUCGGUAAGUUUGGAUAAUGUGUCAGCAAGUCCCCCUAACUUGUCAAAGCUGAACGACAAGGAGGCAAUGGCAUGUGCGAACGAGGUGAAGGUGUCAGUGGCAAGUGCGAAAGAACCGAAGGAGGCAGUAAAAGCAGACUCAGAUUCGCCAAUGACACCAUGUUCGGACGAAGAUUUCUUGGACAUAGAAGUGGAAGAUAGAAAGACUCCAGGAACAUUGAAGAUGAAUGAACAGGUUGUGAAGAAUAAGGUACCAGGAGCAAUAGAAUACCUGACAGGAAAGGAGAUGUCACUACCACCACUGAGAUAUCAAGAAAGAUUGGCUAUAGCGAAUGAGCCUUACAACGACGUUGAUCUUCAAACAUCUGCAUCGAUAACCAUACCACUGAAAAGAUCAAGCACAGAGGCCGAGAGUGACGAAGGAAAGUACAGAAAUAAGAAGGUUAAGUUUGAAAAUGAUUCUGCAAACGUAGAACCAGAUGAUAAGGUAAAGGAAGACUCGGAAUUUGAAGUUCUCGACAGCAAAGGGAACCUGUCUUCAGCAAGCACUUCUAUUGGUAUCAGCCGAAAUCUUAGUGACAUUGACGUCAACAACGCUUACGACUUCGACAACAGCGAAGCUUUCGACUUUAAAAACACUUAUGAACAAUCGGUUUACAAAGAUUACAACUCUGACUACGAUUAUGACUAUGAAGAGGUUAACCCGCCUAAAGCAGAAGGCAAUUACUCAGAUGAGGCAUAUAAGGCAUAUGCAAACGAAGUGGCCAAAGUGUAUGCAGAGGAUGUGGCCAACAGCAACAAAUAUGCAGAUGAGGCCUAUAGAGCAUAUUCUAACCAAGUAGCAGGCAGUUAUGCAGAAGAGGCAUAUAAGGCGUAUGCAAAUGAAUUAGCCAACAACAACAACGCAGACAAUGUCACUACCAGCAAUGGAUAUGCAGAAGAGGCAUAUAACGCGUAUGCUGGCGAAACUGCAAACAAAGUCAACGUGUACGACGUUGACUUUAGCAAAAAAGUGACCGCAAGCGGCCCACGUAAAGUUAACGCUUUCAACGACCUCAACAACCCAGAGCACCUCACGAAGCUGGGUAACUUCAAGAGCGUCGAGGGCGUGGAAGGCAAGAGCUCGUUCAGCAACGGAGUGCUAUUCCUGCAGGACCUGAAGUCAGCCGGAUUCGGAGAGUUCAGGGACGCCAGGGAAUUCGGAUACGAAUACCUGCUCUUCACGCCGUACCCGAAGCACCCGGUGACUGAGCUGCGCGACGCCCACGAGGUGAUUUGGAGGUCGCACAGCGACCAGUGUCUCGCGGUGAGCGUGCACCUGCGCGCAGGCUUCCAGACGAUGGUAGAGCUGUUCAUAAGGACCGGCACCGAGGUGGUCAGGAGGCACUUCGAGUUCUCAGGCUACAGGUGGCUCCCAAUGGAGUCCGAGGCGUACGACCGUGUCUGCCAGCUCGACGCGGCCUCAAAGGUACACUGA